CCCCCACACCCCACUUUCGAUCUCAGUACUCUCUCUCCCUUAAACCCUAAAACCCUAAGGCCCUGCCCCCAUUUUCGUUUUCUCAUUUUCUCUCUAAUUUUCCAGUGAGAACAUGACUAGCAUCCUUGUACUUAGGAAAUCCUCCGUUUCUUCCUCAGCCAGACUCGCCCUUUCUGCCGUAUCCCAUCUCUUCUCCUCCUCCUCCUCCCCCUCCCCCUCUCCAAUAAUCAAUGGUGAUCGGACUCGAAUUUCCAGAGAUGCCCUCCUUCACGUUCACAACUUUACCACUACCGCAGCGGGUGGUGGUAGUAGCGGAGUACGGCCGCCGUUUUCGACAGCAAUAAGGGGGUUUCAUGCGGGUCGGCCUUUGAGGGCUGCCGGGUUCGCGGUCACGGCGGAUUUCUCUGAUGAUGAGAAGAAAUCGGCCGGUCGUCUUGGGGGUAGUAGUGCUGAUGCUGAUGGGCUUGAGAUUUCGAAGCUUGGGAUUGCCAAUGACAUCGUCUCUGCUCUGGCCAGAAAGGGCAUCACUAAACUCUUUCCUAUUCAGAGAGCUGUUCUGGAACCAGCAAUGCAAGGCCGUGAUAUGAUAGGCCGUGCUAGGACAGGGACCGGGAAGACCCUUGCUUUUGGCAUCCCUAUUUUGGAUAAGAUAAUCCGUUUCAAUGAAAAGCAUGGACGUGGGAGGAAUCCUUUGGCAAUAGUCCUUGCCCCUACUCGAGAACUUGCUCGCCAGGUGGAUAAGGAGUUUUAUGAGUCUGCACCUAGCCUGGAUACGCUUUGUGUUUAUGGUGGUACACCCAUUUCCAGCCAAAUGAGCACCCUUGAUCGCGGUGUUGAUGUUGUGGUGGGCACCCCUGGGAGGGUGAUUGAUUUGAUUAAAAGGGGUGCUUUGAAUUUAUCCGAAAUUCAGUUUGUUGUUCUUGAUGAGGCUGAUCAGAUGCUUAACGUGGGAUUUGCUGAAGAUGUCGAGACAAUCUUGGAAAAUAUUCGGCAAGAGCAUCAAACCAUGAUGUUCUCAGCUACAAUGCCGGGUUGGAUUAUGAAAAUAACUCGGAAAUUUCUGAAAAAUCCAGUGGAAAUUGAUCUUGUUGGAGACUCUGACCAGAAAUUAGCUGAAGGAAUUUCUUUGUUUGCAAUUGCAUCAGAGAUGCAUCAGAAACCUUCUAUUCUUGGACCUCUAAUAACAGAGCAUGCUAAAGGCGGUAAAUGCAUCGUUUUUACUCAAACUAAACGUGAUGCAGACCGUUUGGCAUAUUCUAUGCAAAGAAACUUAAGAUGUGAAGCUUUGCAUGGAGAUAUUUCUCAGAAUCAGAGGGAAAGAACUUUGUCCGGGUUCCGAGAUGGCCGCUUCAAUGUUCUUGUGGCCACUGAUGUUGCGGCACGGGGCCUUGAUGUGCCUAACGUAGAUUUGGUGAUUCAUUAUGAGCUCCCAAAUUCUUCAGAGAUCUUCGUGCAUAGGUCUGGUCGAACAGGACGUGCAGGGAAGAAAGGAACUGCUAUUCUCAUUUACUCUUCAAACCAGUAUAGAGAUGUUAAGACUAUUGAGCGGGACGUAGGGUCCAGAUUCACAGAGCUUCCAAGAAUUGCUACUGAGGGUGGGUCAUCGGACAUGUUUGAUGACUUUGGACGUGGUGGUGAUCGCUUUGGCUCCUUCGGAAGCAUGGGCGGUGGUCGUGGUUCAAGUUUUGGUCGAUCUGGGAGCUUUGGUAAUUCUGGGAGUGGCCGUUUUGGUGGAUAUGGUGGGUCCUCCUCUGGUAGACCAGGUGGUUUUAGCGGAUAUGGUUCACGUGGUGGAUCUGGUGGUCCUAAUUCCCGUCAGUCAGGCAAUUUUGGCGGGCUUGGAUCUAGCCGUCCAGGUGGUUUCGGCAAUCAGAGAGGUUCAGAUCGCACAGGUAGCUUUGGAGGUUCUGGUCUUAAUAGCAGCAGAUUUGGUGAUACAAGUUCUGGUCAGGGUCGUUCAGGAGGGUCUGAUCCUUCUGGUGAUGACAUGAAUUUUGAUAAUCAGAAGUCUGGGAGAAAAUUUUUCUAACUUCAGUAUGAGGGUUUUAUUUGUUGCUCUCUCAUGGAUGAGAAGAUUAGAGAAGAUAGCUACGGUGGAUUGACUGUCAGGUGGGCCGAAGGUUUAAAGUCCAUUUUGUGGCACAUUGGCAUUACCUCUCAGCCCAGGUUUACAGUACCAAUUCUACUAUACUAGUAUUUAUUGUGCUUGAAUAUCAUUAGAUAAUUAACCCACCACCUAUUAUUAUUAUUGCAUAGAAAAGUUCCCAUGUGUAAUAUAUUUUAGCCAAUCGAAGGUCGUUCUUUUUCCUUUUUCAAAGAUCGCAUUGUUAUCCUUGUUUAUAUUUUUUUCAUUAGUCAUGAUUCCUGUCAAAAGUAAGUCAAAGUGCUUGAAAUAUUUGCUUUCCAUUUCCUUGCAAAAAUUAUUGCCUACUGCAGCUGCUAACGCAUACAUAAUGCCAUUGUGCUGACUUCUAUUUGAA
Molecule: messenger RNA, 2480 nt
Organism: Coffea eugenioides
Lineage: Eukaryota; Viridiplantae; Streptophyta; Magnoliopsida; Gentianales; Rubiaceae
Product: DEAD-box ATP-dependent RNA helicase 53, mitochondrial-like
Exons: 8
Coding region: 113-2029 (638 amino acids)
Molecular function (GO): ATP binding; nucleic acid binding
Source: RefSeq, a predicted model, not a curated record